Schistocerca piceifrons (Central American locust) is the source of this 1658-nucleotide messenger RNA. Its product is annotated as sodium/potassium-transporting ATPase subunit beta-2-like. Gene Ontology annotation, cellular component: sodium:potassium-exchanging ATPase complex. The record is from RefSeq and is a predicted model, not a curated record. The transcript has 7 exons. The coding region runs from base 50 to 1030 and encodes 326 amino acids. Gene Ontology annotation, molecular function: ATPase activator activity. Gene Ontology annotation, biological process: intracellular sodium ion homeostasis; sodium ion export across plasma membrane; intracellular potassium ion homeostasis. NCBI's taxonomy places the organism in Eukaryota, Metazoa, Arthropoda, Insecta, Orthoptera, Acrididae.
GCGCGCCCGCAGCGCUCAGUCCACGCCGAGACGCGGCCGCGCGAGCACCAUGGCGCCCACCACCACAGUCACCACCACCGUCGCCAACAAUGACGAGGAUCCCUUCCCGUACAUGCGGCCCAGCGCGCUCGGCAAGUGGGAGUCUUUCAAGCUCGAGAUCUGGAACCCGUCCACCAAGCAGUUCCUCGGCAGGACCGCCAAGAGUUGGGGUGGUAUCGUACUGUUUUACCUGAUCUUCUAUGCUGCACUGGCUGCAUUUUUUGCAGUCUGCAUGCAGGGACUCCUUUACUGCCUAGAUGAUCACUCACCAAAAUGGCAAGGCAGCCAGUCUCUAAUUGGAACCAAUCCAGGAAUGGGCUUCAGACCAAUGUCAAGGGACAUUGAACAAGCUGGCUCACUUAUCUGGUACACAGCCAACAAUCAGACUAGUGUAGAUUAUUGGGUAGACAUUCUAAAUGAAUUCAGUGCACCUUACUACAAUGAAACUUUGAAGCAGACACUAAUGCACUGUGACUAUGAUCGUCCUAUUAUGGAUAAAAAAGGCUGCAUUGUGGAUACCAGUACAUGGGGAGACUGUAGACCUGAAAUGGGAUACAGCUACAAUCGUUCACGUCCAUGUUUCUUCAUUAAACUUAAUAAGAUAUUUGGCUGGGCACCAGAAUUUUACAAAUAUGAUUAUGAACUUCCAGAGCAGAUGCCAAAUGACUUGAAACAGCACAUAAAAAAUAUUAACAAGACUGACCCAAAGCAGUUAAAUACAAUAUGGGUAUCAUGUAGAGGUGAAAAUCCAGCAGAUAUGGAAACCAUUGGGCCCGUUAAAUACGUGAGUGGCUAUGGAUUGCCUGGGUAUUAUUUUCCCUUUAAAAAUCAGGAGAACUAUCUUACCCCUGUUAUUGCAAUCCAGCUUACAAAUGCAACGAAACAUGUGUUGAUUAAUGUUGAAUGCAGAGCCUGGGCAAAGAAUAUCAUUUACUCUAAAGUGAAAGGUGAACGAGAAGGUUCAAUGCAUUUAGAACUGAUGAUGGACUAGCACCGUCUCCAGUACGGCUAUAGCAAGUUUGUGCCUAUUUUCUGCAGUUUUUGGUCCACUGAGAAGAUAUGUGCCAUUGUUUUCUGUAGUGGCAGAAGUCAAAACAAAUCUGCCAUGAAGAUAUAAUGAGGACUGCUUUAUCUGUGCUUUAACAAUAGGUAUUUCUGUGAGAGUAAUCGAGUUAGAAGUGUUGAAAAGUGCAUUUUUAGUGGGGAAAAUCAAAAACUCAUGAAUGAACCUGAUAUAUUGAUGUUUUUUGUGUUUCCCACAAGGAAUUCCAGUCAUAAAAGAGAAUUAAAAUUAUAUUUAUACUGAGUAUAUCAUAAUUUUUUCGCUUCUAUGUUUUAACUGUUCACAUGUUUGUGAAAAUAAUUAACAGAUUUAAACAUGAUUGGAGAAGGCUAUUUAAAUGAAACACAAAUGUUUAGAAAUCAGCAGUACAAAUUUGUGGCUAUUACUGAGGACUGCACAAAAUUGUCAGGGGCAGGUCCGUGUGAGAAAAAAUAUGUUUGUGUGAUAUUUAAGAAAAAAAAGUAGAUGAUAAUUUAAUACAUAGACACUUAUUGCCUUUUAUUUGCAUGCUAAGUGUAUAUAUUUGAAAUAUAUUAUAAAACUGUGAAGUAAAUAA